Prorocentrum cordatum is the source of this 4350-nucleotide messenger RNA. The record is from the annotation of a GenBank genome assembly. NCBI's taxonomy places the organism in Eukaryota, Dinophyceae, Prorocentrales, Prorocentraceae.
AUGAGGAGAAAGACUUGGCGUCUGCUCGCCAAACGCUGGCUGCUCUGCGGGGUCUUCUGGCAGGUGACUCUGGAGAUGCAGAUCAUGCAGAGGCCGACGCAGCGACCCCCUCUGCAGCGAGCCCAGCUACGAAAGCUAGCUGCCAUGUGCAGCCAUCACAGCCACAUUUCUUGCCAGGGUGCGGAAGCCAAGCUCAGCAACAGAUGGACGAGACGCCGCGGCCCAGGGAGGCGUACUUCAUCCAGGGCGGGCACGUGGAACGACUGGAAGCCCGCGGCGAUGACAUGGGAUGGGGCCAGUUUCGCGCACACCGUCACGCUGGGCGAGCAGGGCUGGGAGAGCUUCCAGAUCCUGGCCGAGGGCAAGUGGGGGGCCACCCUGUACCCCAGCUGCGCGGAUGCGAGCCCGCACGUGGCGCACGAGCUGCUGGGCCCCGACGGCCUGGGGCACGCGAAGAACUGGACCAUCGGGCUGCACCCCGCCGACGAUGCAGGCCCCGGCAUGUGCUUCCGGGUGGCGCUGCGCUUCGACGAGCGGGGCCGCCCCCGCGGCGUCUCCUGGAGGGCGGUCCUGCCGGAGAGGGUGGCCCUGGAGAUCUCGGCCGACGAUCUCCUGGCCGAGGCAGGGCUGCUGCUCCGCUCGGGCCGCGGGCCGCCGGCCCGCGCGGCGCGGCUCGCGCAGGAGGCCGCCGAGGUGCUGGAGGUGCCGCCACUGCAGAUCCCCCACACUUACAACCCUUUCGUGAAGCCGCCACACAAGGAUUAUCUUUGUAAAGGUCAGGGGUACCUUUUCUAUUGCUCGUCACGAGAAGAGGAGCUCGGCCUGCGGCGGCGCGCGGGCAGCGCGUGGGGUGCGGCCGCCCGGGGCCACCUGGCGCAGACGGCGGCCCUGCCUCGCGAGGGCGGCGCGGCGUGCGCGCAGAGGCGCGAGCACCACGCGCAGGCCGUGGCGGCCGCGGGCAGGGCCCUGGCGCGCCUGGCCGCCCCCGCCGAGGCGAGCGAGGCGAGCGAGGCAGAAGACUACGCUGGUGCCAGGUCCACGCUCGACAGCCUGCUGUCCAUGGAGAUUGAGCACUUCGUGUCCUCUGGCGCCCAGGACGCGUGCGCCGGCAUGCUCCAGUCGGCCGCGGCAGUCCUGCUGGACUGCGGGGCGUUCGACUGCGCAGCGGAAGUCGCGAAGGCUGCUGCCAUGCACUACGAGCGGAUCGAGAACACCGCGCAGGCCGGCAUCGCGUGGGACACGAAAGCCAGGGCGCAUGUCGACCUGCUUUGGAGCGAGCAGGGCGACGACAUCGGCCUCUCGUCGCGGCAGUGCAGGUCCGAGCACGCGAGGGCCGGCAGGGAGGCAGCCGCCAGGGCGGCAGAGCUGUUGGCCUCGGCGGGCGAUCGGGCCAGCCGGGAGAGUCUUCGCCGACCGAUCUCGGCGCGCUGCACCUCGGCUCGAGCCCACGCUCUGGACCUCUGCAAGGGCUUCGGGGAGCUGUGGCUGGCGCUUCUGCGGGAGAGCCGGGCCCCCUGUGCCGAGGGCCUCCAGCAGACCUUUGCCUACGCCCUGGGACUGGGAAGGCCGCCGCAGUACGCGAAGUUCGACGUCCGCGACGCCGUGUGCCAGGCCGCGGGCGGGUUCUCGCACGGGGAGGUUGUGCAAGACAGGGAGGGCCACGAGUACGUGGUGGUGGGUGUGCACGAGGGCGGCGACGGGGAGGGCGACCCGCCGAGGCUGUGGUUCCAGCCCAGGAGCCUCCAGAGGGCCGCCACCUGCUCCUUCCGCGGCCUCGGCAGGCGCGCGCUGAGGCACGUCCUCCGCUCUGUCGGCACUGAGCCCGCCGUGCCGGAGGGCACGCUCGAGCAGUUUGACCUCGCGGAGGACUCGGACGGCGAGCUCGUGGCCCUCUGCCACGAGUGCCUGCUGCCCCUCGGCGCGGGCGCCUACCCGAACCCGGACGGCACGGGGUCCCUGCACGGGGAGUGCCUGGGCCAGGUGCUCCUCGAGAGGGCCGAGGCGGACGACGCGGACCGGCGGCGGGAGGUGGCGCAGUGCAAGGCCCGCGACCGGCACGAGUACCGGAUCGGCUGGCGGCCGGAGCAGGUCGUCCCGCGCGCGGAGGACUUCUUCCAGGCGCGGGGCGUGCGGCCGCCGCGCGGCGCCUCCGGGGGCGGCUCGUACGGGCUGGCGCUGGAGGGGGGGAGCCCGCCGAGGGUGCGGCUCAUCGGGACGGAGGACCCCGACUGCGCCAUCAACCUGGAGUAUCUGGCGAUCGCCCUGCAGGUGCGGAUGAAGGCCGGCGUGGCGCCGUACUUCUCCCUGGACACUCCGAACACCGAAGAGCCCUGGCAGGUCAAGACCUUCGACCCCCCGUGGCUCAGUGGCACGUGCGUUGGCGAAGUGCUCUUCCAAGCGGACUACCAUCUCAAGGAGCUGUCGAUCGGGGACUUCGAGCAGCCCGUCAUGGGCAUGAGGAGCGUCUGGGACUUCGAGUGGAAAGGCGACUCGUGGAGGGGCCGCGAGUGGUUUGUGGUCAGGAGCGCCAAGGUGUUCCUGUCGGACGACAACGUGCUCAUGCCCCACGUGGAGAUGGGCGUGGAAGCCCGCCAACAGGUGGCCGAUGAAAUGCACCAGCUUGUCGACGCACCUCUCACGACAGCAGACCAUCCCCUGGUGAAGUACGCUGAGAUGUUCACCCACUACUUCGAUUUGAUCGCAGAGAGGAAGAGCGUCGUCUACCAACUGCGGGAGGUCUCAAGGGCGUCGAUUCUGGCGAAGUUCUUGGUCGACAGUGGGGUCUGCUUGGAGGAGUUCUGGCUGCAAGCCCCGAGGGAGCAGGCCGCGAAUCGGCUGGAGCUCCCGCUCACGAAGAGCGAGCGCCUGAGCUACAACGUCCUCGUGUGCGACGGCGUCCUCCAGGAGGUGCAGAACGGGGUGUUCAAGAGCGGCGUGCAGCUCAGCGGCGGCGUGGACCUCAACAUCGACGCCUUCGACCUCUCCGCGCCCGUCCGAGUGCACAAGUCCGUGGGCGGCGGCGACGCCUCGGAGCAGGCGCCAGGCGCCGCAGCCGCCGCAGACGCCGCCGAGGACCUCGCCCGGCUCUCGCAGCGGGAGCUGCGGAGCCGCAUCCGGCAGGCCGGCGGCGCCGCGCCGCCCGGGCCGGCCGACCGCGCCGAGCUCCUGCGGCAGCUCUCUGCCCUGCGGAGCGCCGCGGGCGCCGACGAGGCGCCGCCCGCGGGCGAGGCCGAGGCCUCCACGGCGGAGGCCCCCGCGACGGAGGCCCCCGGCGCCGAGGCCUGCGCGGCCGAGCACGCGGAGGAGCUGGCGCUGCUGGAGGGCGCCGUGCGGCGCGCCGUGCUGGCGGCGGCGCGGCGGGCGCGGGCGCGGGCCUCUGGCCGGGCCGGAGGCGGCGACGCUGCGCCGUGGGAGCGCGCGGGCCUGGACCCGGCGGCGGCCUCGCUGCUCCGUGAGGUGUUCGGCAGCCGCCUCUGCGACCGCCGGCCGGGGCAGGGGCCGCCCGCCGGGGACGGGUCGCGCCUGGAGUCGCUGCGCCGCCUCGUCGGCGAGGAGAGGGAUGCGCGGGCGCGGAGGCGACAGCACUUCCUUGGCGAGGACUUCUCGGCGGAGGCGCCUGGGCCGCUGUUCCCCGCGUCCUGGAGGAGCGCCUUCUCGAUCAGCUUCGGGCGGGGCGCGGGCCCGGGCGGCCGGCCCGCCCGCAGGCCGCUGGAGCACGACGGGGCAGGCGCUGCUCAGGCCCUGGGCGCGGCGGCUCCCGUGUUCGACCGGAGCACCGAGGACGGCGUCAGGUUCCGCAUCUACCGGCGCGGCUCCGUGGAGGUGCGCACCACGCAGCCCGAGGGCGGCGAUGAGGCCGUGGGGGCCGUGUUCGAGCUGUGCGCUCCCCCGCCGCCGCCGGCGAGCACGCCCGUGGUGAAGGUCUCCGAGUUCGUCCGCAGCGCCGAGUCGAGCCCGGCGCCUGAGAGGCCUGCGUACCACCACUUCCUUGUGGUGGAGACAGACCUGGGGGACGCGAUCCUCGCCGAGAGCCGUGAGGACGGCAGCGUAGCCUGGGUCCCCAACUCGCCCGGCCUCGGGGAGCUGUGCAGCCGCUCGAGGGUCCUCAGGGCCGCAGACUGCGCGGGCGCGGGCGCCACGGCGGGUCAGGUACACGCCUCUGCCAGGAGGUGCCCGCAGACGCCCUCGCUUCUUCCAGGCGGUACGCAGCAUUCGCCUUCGAGCGGCUGCUGGCGAUGGAUCCCGCUGGGGUCGCCGUGGCACAGCGGGGCUGACGUGGUCGACGCCGCAUGCCACGCGCACUCCAUCUGCCCUCGGAGGCCCAACACAGCUGGCCCUAGUAGCUCAUAA